UGUUGGGAGGAGGCGGCUAAGUGGCGUGGUGGAGUUAGGUUGUAAAAAAAAAAAAGGGAGAGAAUGAUUGAAUGGGAAAGUUUUCUGCUAUUAGUGGAGAGUACUUGUGUGCCACUCCCACCCCCGUCCUCCUCCACCCACGUCCUCAAUAUCCAGACUGCUCUGCAACAUCUCCCUCCUUCGCUGGCGAGCACAGUAGAGGAGAAGAAACAUCUCAGCCUCUCUCUCAUCUUCGUCAUCGUCACUGUGCUCAAAUACAACAAACAGCAAAAAAACACAGGAUUGUCGGCAUGAAACACUUGUGAAACAAACUUUAUCCUCAUCACUACUGCUGCCAUCAUCAUCAUCAUUGUGUUUGUCUUCAUCAUCCUUAUCAUCACCGUCAUCAUCAUCCCGAGCUGUCUUCGUCUUUAACGUGAUCUAACCAUGUAUUUGGAGAACAAAAACAACCUGGAGAUUGAGAUGUCUCAGACGUCGGCCCAAGGCCAUCAGGGCAGGAACAGCCUGAGGUCACCGGAGGCUGUCGCAGGAAACUUUGGGGAGCUGCGUCUGCUGCAGGGCAUCUCGGAGAGGAGAGACACCCAGAAGCUGCAGCAGUCUGCAGUGCUGCCCUCAGGACAGUGUGUCAUCCAUACGGAGGGCUUCGUCCCUGUUCGACAAGAGGAUGGGCACAAUUUCAGCGUGGUUAAUAUUCUCAGAGGGAAAACUAAUUCAGCCAACCUCACGGAAAGGUCGCCUCUGCUGAGAUUCUCUCAAGAUGACAGUAUAACCUACAUGACCCUACAUGACCCAAGCUUUGUUGGAGGGGAAGAACCCUGGGACAACAGCGGCCUGGAUCUGGAGAAGAGGUAUCGACUGGGCAGCGAGGUCACCAGCUUGUCCCUGUCCCGCUCCAGCUCCUCGGAGAAGAACGACCCUCUGGACAACCUCAACCUCAGCUUCAGACUCACCAGCAGUAUGAGAUGCUGCUUCAGAUACGCCAAAAUUGCCACGAUGUUUACCAUCGUCGUUCUCUGCAGUUUAUUCUUCAGCAUGUAUCCAGAUCGAGACAACCCCUGGAGGAUGUUGGCAGUCUCUUCAACAGACAGUUUCUCGAUGAACUUGACAGAUUUUCGAGACAACGCUUUGCUGAAGCUCCAGGUUGGAGGGCCUUUCACAGGAGGGAUGAUCGACCUCACCAACCAGGAGUACAUCCUGAUCCAGGUGGAGCAGACCGAGCAGGCGGGACAACGGAGGAGGAGGACGCAACAGGUGAUCCAUAAUUGGACCAUUCCUCUGCAUGGUGAACGGAGUGACCAGAUACUGAUGACUAAAACAUUCGAGAUGCUCAGCAGUGACCCCAUCGUCAUCACGGUUCAGGCCUUCCUGCAGGAUAAUGAGGUGGUACCGUUAUCCAUGACCCACCAGUCUCUCUACGUCAAUGUGGAGACACAGGUGGCCAUCGCUGGAAUCAUCCUGACUGGGGUCUAUGUUCUCAUCAUCUUCGAGAUUGUGCACCGCACUCUGGCAGCCAUGCUGGGAUCAUUGGCAGCAUUAGCAGCUCUGGCUAUCAUCGGUGAUCGGCCCAGUCUAGUUACUGUGGUGGAGUGGAUCGACUACGAGACACUGGCUCUUCUGUUUGGCAUGAUGGUGCUGGUGGCCAUUUUUUCAGAGACUGGCUUCUUUGAUUAUUGUGCUGUGAAGGCUUACCAAUUAUCCAGAGGACGAGUGUGGCCAAUGAUCAUCAUCCUCUGUCUCAUCGCCGCCAUUCUCUCCGCUUUUCUGGACAAUGUGACCACGAUGAUGCUUUUCACCCCUGUCACCAUAAGGUUGUGUGAGGUGCUUAAUCUAGACCCCAGACAUGUCCUGAUUGCAGAAGUAAUCUUCACCAACAUCGGAGGGGCUGCCACAGCUGUCGGAGAUCCACCCAAUGUGAUUAUAGUAUCAAAUCAGGACCUGCGCAAAGAAGGGAUUGAUUUCGCCAGUUUCACAGGAUACAUGUUCCUUGGAAUAUGCCUCGUCCUUUUCACCUCAUUUCCUUUCCUGCGGAUGCUCUACUGGAACAAAAAACUCUACAACAAAGAGUCCAUUGAAAUAGUUGAGCUCAAGCAUGAGAUCUUGGUUUGGAGGCAGACGGCUCAGCGUAUUAACCCUGCCAGCAGAGAGGAGACAGCUGUGAAAUGCCUCCUGAUGCAAAAAGUGCUCAACCUGGAAAGUCUGCUCCGCAAGAUGAUGAAAACCUUCCAAAGACAAAUUUCUCAAGAGGAUAAGAACUGGGAGCAAAACAUUCAAGAAUUGCAAAAGAAGCACAGAAUAACCGACAAGGUUCUCUUGGUGAAAUGCGUGUCCGUCCUUGCCGUGGUGAUCUUCAUGUUCUUUGUCAACUCCUUCGUCCCCAGCAUUCAUCUCGAUCUCGGUUGGAUCGCCAUCCUGGGUGCACUUUGGCUUUUGGUUCUGGCUGACAUCCAGGAUUUUGAGAUCAUCUUGCACCGCGUGGAGUGGGCCACAUUGCUUUUCUUCGCUGGCCUCUUCGUUUUGAUGGAGGCUUUAGCUCAGCUGCAGCUUAUCGACUACAUUGGAGAACAGACAGCGCUGCUUAUAAAAGCGGUGCCAGAGGACCAGCGCUUGGCUAUAGCCAUUAUCUUGGUGAUGUGGGUCUCGGCUCUGGCCUCAUCUCUCAUUGACAACAUUCCCUUCACUGCAACCAUGAUUCCAGUUCUCAUCAACCUCAGUCAGGAUGCAGAUGUGAACCUGCCAGUAAAACCUCUCAUCUUUGCCUUAGCCAUGGGAGCCUGUCUUGGUGGGAAUGGCACAUUGAUAGGAGCAUCAGCCAACGUUGUGUGCGCAGGAAUUGCUGAGCAACACGGCUACGGCUUUUCCUUCAUGGAGUUCUUCAGGUUAGGAUUCCCCAUGAUGAUAAUGACUUGUAUGAUCGGCAUGUGCUACCUGCUGGCCACCCACAUCGGACUGGGAUGGAACCUGUAAUCCACAACAUGUGUACGGAGCCAAAGACACAGUGUACAUGUGUGUGUUUUACCGCUCUAAGCAUUCAGCUCACUGUAAUGUGAUACGUAAUCUGAUUGACUGGUCAGAUUACAGGCACUAUAUAAAGCACACAGCCGUAUUUUGGAAAAUGCUUUUGAUGAAAGGAGCUUUGACCAAAACGCUGAAUCUAUCAUCCGACGUGAGUACGAUGCAUUACUUCUUGGUGACCGUUCCACCUUCACAGGGUUGAGUUUUCCAACUUUGUCAAGAACCUUUUUGUCGUCAGCAAAUAAUCAAGCCAAGGGAAGGAAAUGUGUCUUUACUGGUCCCACUCCAUAAGGGUACAUUCACAGAGGAUCCGGUGCUACGACGAAAAUGCAGGAUUUUCCAUUAAUUUGAGUCGGGGUAGUGCGUCUUGGCUGGGGCGGUGCAGGACGCAGGGCCGGAGAACUUGAGCUGGAUCCAACUUUUGGAAAAAUGCAGCCUGCCAAUCAGAUGCUCAGACCACAAACCUCCACAGUGAGCCUGAAAUGUCUCUGAAACUGAGACUAUCCAGGUGGAUUCAUGGACUAAACUCUGAUACUCUAUCUGUUGUGUUUUGGCUUUGUUUAUUUCAUGUACCCAGCUUCUAAAUAUGUGUCUGGUUCGCAGUUUACACUGAAAAAUACUGUAGUGACAUGAAGUUUAAUUUGGUUUGAGAGAGAGAGAAAGAGGGAGAGAGAGAGAAAGAUUGCAGUGGUCGAGAGACAUAGACAGUGAAUGAAAGUGAGCGAGCACCGGCAUCAAUAAAGCCGGUUAAUCAGCUGAACGUUACACGCUAAAAGUUACAUUCAGCACAAAUAGACACACCCACACACUGCCCCACGACCCUGCAGCCAUGUGCUGCCGUGCCUGAUCCUGUCUGAAUGUACCCUAAUGCUGUUCAUGGUGCUAUUGCCUCAAUGGGUGUAACUGGCAUAUGUGAUGUCAGACUGUUUGGAAAUCUAUGUCUGUUUUUUGUUUUUUCUAUUUAAAAAAAAGACUUCUCUCGAUAUGUAUCACACUGAUUUGUCUUUAAAGUUCAGGACACUGAUUAAUUUGUUUUAGGCACUUCACCCACAGUUUACCAAAUUUAUGUUGUAUAAUAUUUUAAAUACCCAGUGAAAGGGAUUUUAUAACUGUUAAUGUCUAAUAUUUUUGUCAGCUGCCUAAAUGAAUCUGAAAAAAACAAACACAGCAUCAGCUGAAUCGGAAAUUAGCAGAAUGAUUAAAUUUACAUUAAACAUAUAUCUAUUGUACUGUGUAAACAACGAUCACAUUUAAACUAAAUGAUUUAGUUCAGUUAACCGUAUUUAAUGUAGAAAAUGUUUAAUCAUGUAAAUGCUCUUACAUGGAAUGGACAACAUCUUUGUACCUUAUCCAGCUGAAACUAUAUCACCUGUAUUUAUUGUACGGCCCGACAACUUGAACGUCAUCUUUAUCUUUCAGAACAUUCAGACACAGAUCAGUUUGAACAAUAAAGGUUGUGAUGUUUCUCAUUUU
This is a messenger RNA of Larimichthys crocea (large yellow croaker), 4485 nucleotides long. RefSeq names its product oculocutaneous albinism II (gene oca2). Lineage: Eukaryota; Metazoa; Chordata; Actinopteri; Sciaenidae. Gene Ontology annotation, biological process: melanocyte differentiation; melanin biosynthetic process; transmembrane transport. Gene Ontology annotation, cellular component: melanosome membrane. The record is from RefSeq and is a predicted model, not a curated record. Bases 427 to 2964 code for a protein of 845 amino acids. The transcript is spliced from 24 exons.